Messenger RNA from Patiria miniata (bat star), 1953 nucleotides. It is a transcript of the gene ldlrap1, whose product is annotated as low density lipoprotein receptor adapter protein 1-B-like. The coding region runs from base 695 to 1789 and encodes 364 amino acids. The record is from RefSeq and is a predicted model, not a curated record. Lineage: Eukaryota; Metazoa; Echinodermata; Asteroidea; Valvatida; Asterinidae. The transcript has 9 exons.
GCACAAGUUUGUGAGUCAAUGCUGAUGAUGUAGGAAUUUUCAGUAUCAAGCUGGCCGGGAUUAUGUUGAGACCUGGCUUCUAAGUCAGGAAAAGUUCACAUGGCAUUGGUACCGGUACCCAUUUAAUUCACUUGUUUUUGAAGAACAGUUUGUCAAAUCUUAGCUCUAAGAAAAAUAUGAAUGACUCAACUGGCCCACAUUCUGUGACCUUGUGACCAUAAGUGACCCUGAAGGAUGCUGUGUUCUUAAUACCCUGUCCAGACAUGGGGAAAUAACUCAUUACAACAUAAGCCCAGCUCCCCUGCCUUGCUGGCACUGGUACCAUUUGCUGAUUACGUACUAUUACUCAGAGUCUCCAAGAUUUCACCACAGACAGACAGAUUUCUGAUGAGUUCCAUCAGAACAUGUACAGUCACUUGCCAAUCGGCCGCUCAACCAUCUUUGGGCAACAGAGAGAAGUGAAAGGUUAAUCAGGAGAGCUGAGAAGAACCUCUGACAACAAACAUUCUGCAAAACAAUUUUGGCCUUCAAGAAGGAGGAAUGGAUGUGUAAGAUUCUUGACGUUCGUCUCAUGCCACAUCUGCAUAGUUGACUCAUUCCAAAAUUCUUCUUUGGAAAACGCUUCUGAAGAUUGUCUCUGGAUAAGCAAGGUUCAACAUCUUUACUUAUUAAGGCGGUUGAUUUACUAGGAGCAAUGAGUGAUGAUGAUUACUCGUCGAGUGACGCACUUCUAACGGCAGAGUUCCAAGAUGACUGGGAGAGAUCCAAGGAGCCGGUCUUGGAAGGCAUCACCUUCUACGCCAAAUACCUGGGUAUGUGCCUGGUCAGUAUGUCCAAUGAUGAAACCCAUACAGCUGAGGCCGUCAAAAGAAUCAUACACAAUGCGAAAUACCAAAGCAAACUGUUGUUCAAAAAGGUUUCCCUGACGGUAACUCCGAAGGCUAUCAUACAGACAAACCUUGAAAGGCUCGAGGAUGUACAAGAGAUUUCAAUACACAGAAUAUCCUACUGCGCAGCUGACAAAACAAGCGAUAAUAAAGUCUUCGCCUACAUCGCCAAUAACAGCAUCACUGAAGCAUUGGAAUGCCACGCCUACCUCUGCUCCAAGAGGAAAAUUGCAGAGGCGUUAACUCUCACCGUAGCUCAAGCUUUCAACAUCGCUUUUGAAUUGUGGGAACAAGACAAAGAUGAGCAAGACAACGGAUCAGACGACAGCAAGGAUGCACCCCCAACAUCACCACUUCAAAAAUCUGCCCCUCAGAGUAUACCGGGCGGUAAAUCUACCUCCAGCAGCAAUGGAAGAGACGAAGCUUGCUGGUCAUCAGGCACAUCGCCUGCACUACCACCCUCCCUGGAUCCUCCACCUUCAAGUACAAGGAGGGUAUUGACAGUGCAAGCUGAAAUGGAUCCGAUAUCAGCGUCAGCCCCCUGCACGGUCCCAGUUGUUCCCCCUCGACGACCCACGGGCAAGCCCCGUUUCUCCCCCUGUAUGGUGAACGGUUAUGGACAACAUGACAGCGGCGUGGAUUCCUCAGUGGAUUCAAAGGACUCGGAUGCCACCGCAAAGCUACUUGAGAAUUGGCAUAUCGGAGGUGAUAUUGACCUGGAUGAAAGCUUUUCAAAAUUGGCAGAGAGUCGGUCCAAUCCUCAGCUACUGGACAUAAAUGUUAGGAGGACGCAGUUUGAUGCUGACAUCAUCGUUCAUUUCCAGGGCAACAAGACGGAGCGCGAUCAACUCCUUGAAUCCAGGUCCAGUGAUAACUUUCAAUUAGAUUACCCGUCACCUUGAAAUUUGUUGCGAGAAAGCAUACAAAAGAAAUCAGUAAAAUCACGCGGAGCUGUAGUCUAGUCCAUCACAAGUCAAAUCAAAAUCAAUCACAGGUCGAAUCACAAGUCAAAUCACAAGUCAAUCACAAGCCAAAUCACAAGUCAAUCACAAGUCAAAUCACAAGU